Messenger RNA from Pogonomyrmex barbatus (red harvester ant), 1845 nucleotides. RefSeq lists its product as uncharacterized. NCBI's taxonomy places the organism in Eukaryota, Metazoa, Arthropoda, Insecta, Hymenoptera, Formicidae. Gene Ontology annotation, molecular function: protein binding. The record is from RefSeq and is a predicted model, not a curated record.
CUAUUGGCAGAACUUCGAAUUACUGGAGCAUCGUCGACACAACGCCGAGACUGCGCUUUCUUCGUCACCGCAUCACCGAAUCAUCGCCAAGCAAUCCAGAUUGAAUUUCAAUGUUUCCAGAACAUGUUUGAGCGAUCGACAGAGAGGUGAACAGCGGAAAAUGCGCGAAACAUCGCGACGCAGCUUCACUGUCAUUGGCGUCCUCCACCUGCUCGUCCUGGUCGGUCUUUUCGCCCUCGGCACGGCCGAGGCGCGAACUUUCUGCCCUACCGGCUGCACCUGCGACGACGACACCCUGGUGGUCUCAUGUGUGGGCGCUAAUCUGGACGUGAUACCGAUCGCGUUGAAUCCCAGCAUUCAGCGAAUAGUGCUGAAGGAGAAUCGCAUCAAGAUUGUGGACGCGGCAGCUUUCCAGUUCUAUGGUGAUCUGAAAAACGUCGAUCUCUCCAGCAACCACCUGUUUACCAUACCCAACGGCAGCUUCGACGCUCAGCGACACCUUGUAGAGUUGCAUCUGAAGCACAACAAGAUCUCGGCGCUGACCGAGAAGACGUUCCAGGGUCUGAAAUCCCUCACGGUACUGAAUCUGCGGGACAACUACCUAGAGACGUUGAAGAGCGGCCUGUUCUCCUAUCUAUCGAAGCUUGAGGAGCUCGAUCUGGGCCAGAAUCGUAUAUCGAAGGUGGAGGACGGCGCGUUUGAGAAAUUAGGCACUCUUCGGGUGCUAUAUUUGGACGACAACCAAUUACGAACUGUUCCGUCACCAGCUCUAGCGCCCUUAAACGCUCUCGCCGAACUUCACAUCGGUUGGAACGCCUUUUCGUCGUUACCGGACGACGCAUUCAAAGGUCUCGAGCAACUGGCAGUGCUGGAUAUUAUGAGUGCUGGAUUGGACAACAUCAGCGACGGAGCGUUUCGCGGCCUGAACGCUCUUCGUACCCUGAAACUGGGUGCCAAUAAGCUGCGCGAAGUGCCGACGAAGCAACUGGCGGUAUUGCCGCGUCUGGAAGAGCUCACCUUGGGUCAGAACUUCUUUACGAUCUUGCGUUCAGGCGCUUUUCAGGGUCUGUUGACGUUGAAGAAACUCGACGUGUCCGGUACCAAGCUGCUUACCACCGUGGAGAAGGGGGCUUUCUCGGACAACGCUAAUCUAGAGACUCUGGUAUUGAACAGCAAUAAACGACUGGCCACUAUGGAGGAUGGUUCCUUGGCUGGCUUGCCAAAUCUGAGGCAUUUAAUGUUACGCGACAACGCCUUCGUCACGUUCUCGGAGUCACUGGUCGCCUGGAACGAAUUACGCCGAUUGGAUCUCAGCGAGAAUCCACUGGUCUGUGACUGUAGUCAACUCUGGCUGGCCGAGAUACUCGUCCCGAGGAACUCAAGUCCGGUGAUAUGCGCCGAGCCGCCGGAAUCCAAAGGUAAACCCAUCAAGGGUAUGACGGCCGAUGAGUUAGGUUGCGCCUUUUCGGAUCCGCGCAAACAAGCGCUACUGGCAACGGUGUGUGCCGCCGGACUGGCACUUUUCACCGGUCUUGCAUUGAUCUUGUACUAUCGAUGUCGCAGACGCGUGCGGGACGCUCUCAAGGAUUACAAGUGGAAGAAUCGUGCGAUAUCGCGGAAGGAACAUGAAUACCAGAAAACCUUUUCCGACGACGAGUACAUUGUUCGCUCGGCGCAUGCUCAUCACCAUCACCAUCAUCAUCAGCCGCAAUCUCAAUCGGUGCCCACGCACCAUCAUCACCAUCACCUGCAACAGUUGCAGCAACAACAACAGCAACAGCAGCAGCAGCACGCACAGAUAGCGGCUGGUAUCAAGCCGAUACCGGUGACGGAACUGUAGCUAGA